GGAUAGUUACUAUUUAGGCAGUUAGGCCCAAAAGGAGACCUCAGGUUUUGUGUACAGGGUUACCAUAGUAGCACAUGCAAAUGGAUAAUUAGAUAUGCACCAUCACCUCAUUUGCACACUGUGAUGGGGUCUGUCAGGCCUUCUCUGCUGCCUGCUAGAGGCUUUGGGUCCUGACAGCCUGGCCCAGAUCUUCAAAAUCUCUGGACUCUUUUGCUUAAGGAAAACCCGCUCAGGGCCAGACUACCAAUGAGACUUAGUCCUCCAGGGGCCUAGAAGGGCCAUAAGAAGACACUGACCAAUAGGGAGCCAGCAGGCCAGUUAAGAAGGCUUGCCUGUGUCUGAACUGGGCAGUGCUGAGUGAGAGAGGAAUACAAGAGGAGGUUCUUGGUACUAUCCCAGAAUAUUAGGACUGGCGGGAGGCAGGGCUGCUCAGGGGCUUGGCUUCUACUUAAACACUGUAACUGAGCAGUCAUCUCUUGUGUUUACUAGUUUAAAGGCACAGAGCCAACCUUGAGUUUGGUUUAACAUUAACCAUUUAAAGACUGCGCUCACAGCAAGGGCUGUUCUGCUCCAGCCCAGCCGCCCGCCUACACACAGGCAUGCAAGAGUAAGCAGGCAAAUUUGCAUAUGCUUUUGCAUACAGACCGCAGGACUCCCUCUAAGGACCCUGUUCGCCUGCACCAAUGUGAGUUGACUCCUGUGCAAAAACUCACAUGGGAAAUGCAGGCACCAAAUUGCAGAUGUGCUUAGAGAGGCUGGGCUCAGGCCUUGUAGGAGAUGUGGCCCAGUGGUUAACUAAAGAAUGAGGAUUUUAAAAACUCAAUUUAGUGUGGCUCCUGCCACCUCUCCUGAGAGAAGAGGGCAGUUCAAUCUGCAGAGUCAUUCAUUCCCCUCUCCAGUGCUUUCAAAGGUACCAACGCCCCUCCUACCCCCACCUGGGGUGGCCCCCCCUCCUGUUUAGGGAGAAGGAAAUUCAGAGUCAGAUUUUUGCCCUUAGGCAUGUGCGGAUAUGUGCAUACAGUUGUGCACACCUCAGAUACGCAACAAAUUUCCAAGGUGCACGUGGAAAGGGGGCAUUUGCUCACGUGUGGCCAUGCACGUGCCAAUCCCUGCUUCGUGCAUCGGAAUUUGCACCCACCACUCAGGCCUGAGCAACGAUACGUGUGCCAUUGUCCAUGCCUAUGUUUGGAAUUCUGGCCCACCGUAACCACAGUCCCUGAAAUUAAGCCUCCCUUCUCUGAAUCUGACAUCCACUCCACCCUUUCUCUUACACUAUCUGUUCUGAAUGGUUUCUUUGCUUCCCCAUUCCAGCCUCACCUCCUUCUCUAUCGAAAGCGACGGGGGCUACAUGGAUAUGAGCAAGGAUGACUCCCUGGACUACGUUCCCAUGUCUGAUAUGAAGGGAGAGAUCAAGUAUGCUGACAUUGAGUCCUCCAACUACGGCACUCCCUACGAGCUGGACAGCUAUUCCCCCUCAGCUCCCGAAAGGACGGACCGCGUGACCCUGAUAAACGAGUCCCCACUCCUCAGCUACACAGACCUGAUUGGGUUUAGUUUCCAGGUGGCCAACGGGAUGGAGUUCCUUGCGUCCAAAAAUUGUGUGCACCGAGACCUGGCAGCAAGGAACGUCCUCAUCUGCGAGGGGAAGCUGGUGAAGAUCUGUGACUUUGGCCUGGCCAGAGAUAUCAUGAGGGAUUCCAACUAUAUCUCCAAAGGCAGCACCUUCCUGCCUUUGAAAUGGAUGGCACCUGAGAGCAUCUUCAACAACCUCUACACAACCCUGAGUGAUGUGUGGUCUUUUGGGAUCCUUCUCUGGGAGAUAUUUACCCUGGGUGGGACUCCAUACCCUGAACUACCCAUGAAUGAGCAGUUCUACAAUGCCAUCAAAUGUGGCUACCGAAUGUCUAAACCCACCCAUGCUUCCAACGAGAUCUAUGACAUCAUGCAGAAAUGUUGGGAAGAGAAGUUUGAAAUAAGACCUUCCUUCUCUCAGCUGGUGGUACUUAUGGGGAACCUCCUGGCAGAUGGAUACAAGAAGAGGUACCAACAGGUCGAGGAAGAGUUCCUGAAGAGUGACCACCCUGCUGUUCUGCGCACAAGGCCCAGAAUCCCCGGGGUCAGCAGCGCCGGGCUCACCCCCAGCUCCGGCACCGGAAGUGUCCUCUAUACAGCCGUGCAGCAGGACGAGGGGGACAAUGAGUACAUCAUCCCUCUUCCUGACCCCAAGCCCGACGGAAUCGACGACGCCCCUCAGGAGGCUUCGGUCAGCCGGGCCAGUUCUACUCUGAAUGAAGUGAACACUGCAUCCACAAUAUCCUGUGACAGCCCCCUGGACCUACAGCAGGAAGGGGAACAGGAGGAACCUGAACCAAAGUCAGGCUGCCAGGAGCCAAGCCAAGGGCACCACGACAUGGAAGAGAGUUUUCUGUAAAAAGGGCAGGGCUGAUGCUACCCCACACCCUACCAGUGAGACCAGCUGGGGGGCAACCAAACUUGGUGGAGAACCUAGACGGGUGCUUCUUUAUCCCGCCCUCCGUCCCACCUCCCAGCACAACGUGGACUAUAGAGGCACCUUUCCUCUCCCCCAGCCUCGCUGCCACACUCCACCCCAUUGAUCAAACUACUGAGAUGAGGCGGGGUCUCCUCACAGACAAACCUCUUCUCCUCACAGUGAAGCCUGCAGUGCUCCCAGACCAAGGGGCAGGGCUCCAGCGGGUCUCCAGAGGAGAUACUGCCGUUCACUCCAUUUGUUUGAUAUCCCAGCCUCUUUCCCACACCCCGGUGCAACAGGUGGCUCUGAAUUCCAGUCUCCAUCUGGGCCGAAGCUGCCUCUUUGAUGUUCUGCGUACCCGCCACGCUGUGGUACAACUGCCAUAUGUGGCUGGGCUGGACAGACCGAUUCCUUGCAGCUCCCUGGUGGGGCGUCGGGAAGCCAAUAGGCCAGGCCCCAGUCACAAGAGAACAGGAUCAUACUGAUUGGAUUCUCUCUCAAGCACAGCAGAGCUAUUAUAGCCGCUGAGGAGAAACGAGCCAUGGAGAAUCCAGUCACCAGGAGAAACCAGUCACGUUCUUCCCCUCUUGUCCUCUCCAGCCUUUCUGAGAGGAAUGCGGCACCACAAGCACUGUGGUACAGGUACCUGUGGCACUGGGCCACAAUGCUGCAUUAGCACCCUUUUCCUCCACCCCCAAGGAGAUGUCAUAGGCUGACCCUCUUUCUGCCCACAACAGCACCCUGGGUUCCUAAGGGCCUGCCAGGAAUCAGGGAUGCUCUGAUAAUGACUCUGCUGUGGCAGCAGCAACACAUUCCAGCGUUAUCUUCCUCUGUGUGGACUCUAAGCCUAGAUAGUCUCCAUAUCGCUCAUUUAAAGGGAACAAAUAAGAUCUCUUAAUUCACUAGCCAGGGCCAGUAUAGGAACACAAAUGGCUAUUCAUUAAUCUUCUAGUGCCACGGAACCUAUUUCACCUGCUGGGAAAGUCUCUCAGCCCAACUGGCUCCAGAAUCUUUGUUUUAUCUUUGGGAAGCAGUGGUAUGACGUUGAUGUUACUUUGUUCAUACGAGUUCCCCUUUCUGUGCCGUCUGGGUCCCUCACGUGAAUUGCAGCCUCUUGCCCUAGGUGAGUAACCAGGCUGCAUAAACACAAACCCAGGCGAUCCAGGGACAGCGAGAGAGAGAGAGAGAGAGAGUUUGUGAAGUCAUCUGAGAGCUGUAUAGGGUUUAUGGUCCUGCCACUUACAGUCUCUUUGACUGUACAAAUACAUUGGGGGGAGCCAACUUUUAAACAACAAGCAGCAUUUGUGUUUGCCAGGAGCAGCCGUUCUCAUGCUGACAGGAUCCAUGGAGCCUUGCAGGAUGGUACAUUUUGGGACCCAAGCAGAGGAGGAAGGAUCAGGUUGUCGGAUGGGAAGUGGGCCUAAGACAGGGACUUUCUCUUAGAAAGUGGAAUGCAGAAUGGAAAUGUUGGAGAACCUCUCGUCUUGCUUCAAACCCCUCCUCUACCCCAUUGGCAGGGCUGUGACCUGUAGCGCUCUGAGCUUCCACUCGUUAGUCGAAGAGAUAAACCAGGUGGAAAACAAGGAAACCAUGAAAAUCCCCCAAAACAGGAAGGUUAUGACAAUGUCUUCAGCUUGGAAACCAGCAUUUUCUCCCUUUUGAAUAGCAUCAAAUUGCUUAGCACCCUUUUCCUCCACACCCACAGCUCCCUCUAGCUCAUCCACUUCCCUGUCCCUCUCACACACAUGGUGGCUGUGCUCUUAUUAACAGAGAUGGUUGGAAAUGUUCACAUUUUCAAUGACGUUCUUUGUGGAGGUUUGUCGGCCAGUUUAUAGAGCCGUCUAAAACUGUCCACCGAAAAACAUUGACAGUUUUGGUGUGUUUUCCAAUCAGCUCUGGUUAAUGGUGACAUAUUUGUAAAGUUAAAUCAAGAGGAACAGGUACCUGUGGCGGGGAGGGUUAUGUUUUUAAUAAAAUGUGAAAGCUAAAUGUAGCACUGUUAGUGGUAGCCAGCCAAGUGCUACUGCAAUCCUGCAAACCAUGGCCAGAGGUGUUUCUCUAUUUCCUGCAAGUAUGGUCAGAUUUCUCAGAUCCCAUCAUCCUCAGGAAUCAUUCUGUGAAUGGCAACUCUUUUCCUACACACGCAUCCUCUUGAUCGUAGUGCAAGAUCCACGUUCAGUGGACAUGACUCAAGCAAUGCCCCAAACCACAGGGAAGCAACAUAGAUCGUUGGGGUUAGCCCACGUUUCCUCGGUUUCUUAGGUGCUCUGUAGGGCACAAGCCACCACAGCUUCAGCCAGGUGAAGGGAUACUGCUCUUAUCAAGUAGUUUGUGUUGUGUUUUUGUCCCAGCUUUCUAAGACCUCUCAAUCUGGGUGGAUUUAAUAGAUCCCCUCUAUGGUCAGAGCCUUUAUCUGCCAGGGCAGAUUUCUCUUUUUAUGAUGCCCCGUGCUACUACUUGAAAUAGAACCUGUGAUUUAAAGAACUCAUUAGCUCCUGCCCGCACAGCAGCCCUAAGCAAAAUUUAGCUGUACAAAUCUGACCUUGUGAAUCUGGGGCUAGCGGGAAGUCUGGCAAAGGUGUGCUGGUGCUGAACACUGUCUGGCUACUUCCAGCUCCAUCUGGGCUUGACAUGAAGAGUUUGAUUUGCCUUCUGCUCCGCUGGAAAAGCUGUUUGGUUUCACAUCGUGCUGCGAGUGUGCAGUGACUCGCUGCCUUGUGUCAGAGUGAGAUGCCCCCUCGGAUAAGGGCAGACAGUGCUGACCAGGUGAGCCUCCCCCCAGGUAAGAGUCCAGCUGGGUAGCCUCAGGAACACCAAGAAGGGAAAACCCUUUUCAAAGAAAGGAGUCUGCUUUUUUUUAAUUCCCAACCAGCCAAUGGGUACAAUGGUGGCGGCUCCAUGGGCAAAGUACACCUAUCCCUUACAGUUUCCAGAAGAAAUUCCGUGGCCAAAAUCUGCCAGGCAUUAAGGUUCACACCCUCUCUCUCUCUCUCUCUCUGCUUCUGAAAUUCCUACCUGGAUCCGUCAGACUUCUGGGAACGACAAAUGUUUUAACCCAUCUGUUGCCAUCAAUUUUGUAGCCAUAAUUUGUCCUGAAGGGAACUGAUUCCUCUAGGGUUUUUAUUUUAUAUUGUUACUUUUUUUGUUUGUUUUUAAUGUUGGGGGAUGGGUCCAAACUGAACCCCUUUUCCAAGGACCCCAAAUGAUGGAGUCUCCAGAACCCCCAAAGGGAAUCCAGUGCUGCAGUUUGGGCCCAUCGCCGGUAUAUUUUUUUAACUCCUAUUUUAAUCUGCAGUCAUUACAAAGUUAUCCGCUCCAAUAUAUGCACUUUCCUCCUGCCAGUCACGAUUUCUGUGCAUCCAGGAGUCUAUUGCUACACUACAGUGUCUCUCUCCAUAUUUAAGAUGCUGCUCAGUCUGACAUGUUUGACUUUUUAAUGUUUGUCAUUUUCAGUUGGGUGGGUUUUAUGUAAGGAGAGUCGUGUUUAGUGUUUUGCGUCACAUUAUAAAGUCUAGAGCACAGUGGACUUUACUUGGAACUGAGUUGUCUCUAUUCACCUCUGCGGGGACCAGCAGGUCCUUUGUGGAGUCAGAGCAGUGAGAUGGGAGCUAGACUUGCAGUGCAAGGAGCAAUCAGUAGAAAGUUGGCCAAAACUGGUGUUAAAGACCCACCUAAUUUAGGAUCACCAACUCUCUGGGAGGUACAGCACCAACGGGCAGGAAGUAUCUUGAUAAGUGUUGGAUGGAGAUCCUGGGGAACGCCGUGUUAUGUCAAUCCACAAUACUGGACUAAGCAGGGGAGGGAUAUUUCAUAGCUGUAUCCUUUUGGGAGAGAUUUGCCACAGCCCAAGCACCGGGGAGGGAGGGGAUCCCUUCCUUGUUCCACUGCACAGAGGUUAGAGAAAGAACUAGACUAGCAUGUCAUUAGUCCAUCGCCUCCUCCCAGCCAUGCAGGGUUGUUCCCUACAGGAUUCCUGCUCCAGCUGAGUUUGACCCUAGCCCUUGCCUCAUAGCAAGACAGGUGGCAGUCCCAGAACAGGUGGGGAGCGAAGAGUGACUGGCCACCUGCUCCCGCUCUUCCCCCAUAAAGGGAGGGGGAAUUUAAAGAGACAGAGCCUUCAUUUUCACCCUUCCAUCUUCCCCCACAUCAAUUAAUGCCAAUCCCAGCUUUGCCAGUUUUUGCAAAGGGGUUAAAAUAUUGGCACAGGCUCACACAACCGCCACACACACAUGCAGGAUACCAGGGGAAAUGUUCUUCUUUCCCCACUUUCGGUUUAAGACAAUGCUAGGAGAGUGGCUGGCUCCUGACCCUGCCCUACAGCGCUGGCGACCCUAAAUACGACCCAGUGGUUUAUCUGCAGUGUUUCUCUUCAGACAGCAGAAGGGCAACCGAUCUUCAGCUUCCACAUCACAUUGCUGCAGGUGGCAACUCUCCUCCAUGGCCCAUGGGACCAAGCUGCUGCAGCCCCUGGAUUUCCAGGCCUGUAUGGACACUUGCUUAGGUCAAGCCUAUCAGAAACCUGAGCUGCAUCAGACAGGUGACUGACACAAGCUACACAGCAUGUCCCAGUGACGGCAGCAGCUGGGAAUGUAACAAAUUGGGAGGGGGGAGAACCAUUAAUGAAAUUCUGCCCAGUGAGAUCAAACUGCAGUGGAAUGAGCCACCCAUCCCCGUGGCAUGUCUCCUGGGCUGCUCCUCCCCUCACUUUCAAACCUUGUUAUAGGCUCAGCCGCUUCCUUCCUGCUUGCAGUGAUUUCAGACCUAGCACAUCUCUAGUUCCUCUAACCUUUGUUUCAACCUUCUGCGUUUCUGAAGAUAUUCAAUGGGUAGGAACCAAAGUGCAAAGCGCCGGGGCAGAACCGGCACGGGACAUCUGACCGGCUGUCUCUUCGGUCAUGCCCUGGGCGUCAAGUGGCAGUGCCGGAAUGGAGGGGAACACCCUGCAGGGAAGGGACAGUGGAUUAGGAAGCAGGUCAUCUUGAGCCGUGAUGGCCUGAUGCAGAGUUAAAUGAAAGAGAAUCACAUCUUUUGCUUGGAGCCACAGCAAUGCCAUUUUUAAAGGUGAAGUUACAUUGAUGCUGGUACUCUGUGCUCAUGCAAUCUUGCAGUCAUGGUCACCUCCACGCCUUAUAGACGGGGAACGUUGGGGAGGGGCCUGCCCGCCAAGCAGACUAGCAGCCUCAACCCAUUUGUUUCGAUCUAUGGUACUUACCUGGCCCCCAUUAUGGGGGUAUCUCUGCGCCUCACAGUCUUUAGUGUGUUUGUCCUCACAGUACCCCUGUGGGCCAGGGCAGUGCUCGUAUAGCCACUGUACAGAAGGGAACUGAUGCCCAGAGAGGCUAAGUGACUUGUCUAAGGUCACACAAGGAGUCUGUGAUAGAGCAGGGAAAUGCACCCAGGACUCCCAAGUCAGCACCCUCCCCACUGGCCCAGUUCAAUGGAAUUCCCCGUUUCCCUUGGAGGAGCAAACCCUGCACUCAGACACGCCAGUAUAAAUCUGGAGUGCCCGAGCAUAGGCAUGGAGUUGUUCUAGGUUUGCUCCUGGGUUACUGUGAGAAGAGCUUGGCCAGACGUGUGAUUCGUUCCCUCUAGACUUGGGGGAUGAAUGAAACUGAGGAGCCAAGCAGUGGAAGGGCCCAUGACACAGGGGACUGGUCUGUCUCACUCCCCCGCCCCUGUUUGCUGUUUCCCCCUUUACAGACUGCACUACCAAGUCCAACGCAUUAGUGAGUUUGCCCAUUGAUUUCUCUCUCUCUCAGCCCCUCCCUCGCCCCCGCACGGUACAAUAUGGAUAAUCUGUUGGGAUUGCACCUUUUUAUGGCACGUUAUUAGGCCUGUGUGGAAUCUCUGAACAGAAACAGCGCCUGUAUUUGCAUUUUUCCUAUUAACCUCUCCUAAGCCAUCAUGGGGGCAAGACACGGAACUGCGUUCAAACUAAGGUACCAAAGUGUUAACGUUAUCCUAGGUUUACAAAUGUAUUUGUAGAGCUCUUAUUAAGCCACAUUUAUACCGGUGAGAUAUUAUUUUUUAUGCUGUAAACUUUAUACACAUGUUUUUAAGGAAAGAUUUUAAAAUUAAAGGUGUUUCUUCUUUUUCAA
Molecule: messenger RNA, 8589 nt
Organism: Trachemys scripta elegans
Lineage: Eukaryota; Metazoa; Chordata; Testudines; Emydidae
Gene: PDGFRB
Product: platelet derived growth factor receptor beta
Exons: 8
Coding region: 1286-2431 (381 amino acids)
Biological process (GO): protein phosphorylation; angiogenesis; positive regulation of smooth muscle cell migration
Cellular component (GO): signaling receptor complex
Molecular function (GO): platelet-derived growth factor binding; ATP binding; platelet-derived growth factor beta-receptor activity
Source: RefSeq, a predicted model, not a curated record